GAGAGGCGAAGGGAAGAGGACUUUGCGCGUCUUGUUGUGCGUCCGUGGACCAAACAGUAGCAGCAGCGGCGGUGCGUCUUUUCCUCCUCCAGACCCGCAGGCAUCCCGGGAGCAGCAUUGCAUGCCUCGGAGGAGGAGGAUACAGCGUUUUCUCUCCCUCUUUAUUCUCCUUUUGACGGACUGAGACGCAUAUUUGGUGCUUUUUUCCUGAUGAGAACCGACACUGAGUGGCCGGAGACAUGUGGACUAAUCCGGGGAAAGUGAAUCGCUUCUCGCUAGUGUGUUUUCUUCUCACAUUGUGGGUCGAGGUGUCUCAGUCCACGGGUUACUUUGAGCUGCAGCUGAUUUCGCUGGAGAACCCCAGAGGUCAGCUACUAAGCGGCGACUGCUGCGACGCGGAGAAGAGUGCGGCUGACGGUCAAUGCGGCGCGGAUGAGUGCGACACCUACUUCAGAGUGUGCUUAAAGGAAUAUCAAACGGAGGUGACGACCAGCGGAGCGUGCACCUACGGCUCGGAAACUACUAAGGUUAUCGGUGGGAAUACUUUUCAGUUCAGAGGCGGCCAGAAAUCCGGACAGAAUCGGAACAGCGAUGUAGGGAAGAUCAUCAUCCCCUUCCAGUUUGCGUGGCCGCGAGCGUUCACUGUGAUAGUGGAGGCGUGGGACAGGGACAAUGGUACACACAGCAAUGAUGAUGAGCUGCUGAUUGAGCGUUGCAUCUACAAAGGAAUGAUCAACCCUGGAGAGGAGAAGCAAAUGCUUGAGUAUAAAAGUAUGAUUGCUAGCUUUGAGUACACUAUCCGUGUACGCUGUGACGAACACUACUACGGCAGCAAAUGCAACAAAGUGUGCCGCCCCCGCGAUGAUUACUUUGGCCAUUAUGUCUGUGACCAGUUUGGAAACAGAGAAUGUAUGGAAGGAUGGGCGGGAGCGAACUGCAUAACAGCUAUCUGCAAACAAGGAUGCAGCCAUGGGACUUGCGACAAGCCAGGGGAAUGCAAGUGUAACUAUGGCUGGCAGGGCCUGCUGUGUGAUGAGUGCUUGCCAUAUCCCGGCUGCGUCCACGGUACCUGCAAUGAGCCGUGGCAGUGCAGCUGUGAGAAGAACUGGGGAGGCCUUCUUUGUGAUAAAGAUCUGAACUACUGUGGGACCAAUCGGCCCUGUAAGAAUGGAGGAACAUGUAUGAACACAGAACCAGAUGAAUACAACUGCGCUUGUCCGGACAGCUAUUCUGGCAAGAACUGUGAGAUUGCGGAGCAUGCCUGUGUGUCUAACCCCUGCGCCAACGGAGGGACGUGCCAUGAAGUCCCUUCGGGGUUUGAGUGUCACUGUCCUGCUGGCUGGUCUGGGCCAACCUGUGCUAAAGACACAGAUGAAUGCGCCUCCAGCCCCUGCGCUCAGGGCGGGACCUGCAUCGACAUGGAGAAUGGCUUCGAAUGCCUCUGCUUACCACAGUGGACAGGCAAGACCUGCCAGAUUGACGUUAAUGAGUGUGCGGGGAAGCCUUGCCUCAAUGCUUACUCUUGCAAAAACUUGAUUGGUGGAUAUCACUGUGCCUGCUUUCGUGGAUGGGUGGGCCAGAACUGUGACAUCAAUAUGAACAGCUGCCACGGACAGUGUCAGAACGGGGGGACCUGCAAGGACAUGGCCAGGGGCUACCAGUGUGUUUGCCAGCCAGGUUUCGUGGGUCGGCACUGUGAGGUUCAGAGGAACCGCUGCUCCAGCAGUCCAUGUAAGAACGGCGGCCGCUGCCAUGCCUUGCUGGACAACUUCAUGUGUGUAUGUUCAAAAGGCUUCACUGGUGCAACGUGUGAGUUACAGAAUGAUCCUUGCAACCCAAACCCCUGUCAGAACAAGGCCCAGUGCCGCAACCUGAUGGGUGACUUCUACUGCAGCUGCCCAGAUGACUACGAGGGGAAAACCUGUUCAGAGCUCAAAGACCACUGCAAGACCAACAAGUGUCAAGUGAUUGACAGUUGCACUGUAGCUGUUGCAACCAACGACACCCAACAGCGGAUGUGGCACAUCUCGUCCAAUGUGUGUGGACCACACGGCCGCUGCAUCAGCCAACCUGCCGGGAACUUCAGCUGCUCCUGUGAUCCGGGAUUCACAGGCACCUAUUGCCAUGAGAACAUUAAUGACUGUGCCUCAUCCCCCUGUAAAAAUGGAGGCACUUGCAUUGAUGGGAUCAACUCCUUCCAGUGUUUCUGCCCAGAUGGCUGGGAGGGCAGCCUCUGUGAUGUUGAUGUGAAUGAGUGCGGCAGAAACCCCUGUCAGAACGGAGGCCAGUGUGUCGACUUGCUGAACGACUUCUACUGCAAAUGCGUAGACAACUGGAAGGGAAAAACCUGCCACUCACGUGAGAGCCAGUGCGACUCCAAUACCUGCAGUAAUGGAGGCACAUGUUACGACCAUGGCAACACCUUCCUGUGCAGCUGCCCCUCGGGGUGGGGGGGCAGCACCUGUAACACAGCUAAGAACAGUACCUGUGACUCGGGUCCAUGUGAGAAUGGAGGAACAUGUGUUGGUGCGGGAGAUACCUUUACUUGCAUCUGCAUAGACGGCUGGGAAGGAUCCACUUGUGCACAAAAUGUUGAUGACUGCAAUCCACAUCCCUGCUACAACGGCGGCAUCUGCGUGGAUGGCGUCAACUGGUUUCGCUGUGAAUGCGCCCCAGGAUUCGCCGGACCGGACUGCCGCAUCAACAUAGAUGAGUGUCAGUCGUCUCCGUGUGCUGAAGGUUCAUCCUGCAUUGACGAGAUCAAUGGCUAUCGCUGUGUUUGUCCCCCAGGACAAGCUGGACCUCGCUGUCAGGAGUUCAUCGGUCUUGGGAAGUCGUGUCGUCAUGCUGACCUUCAGUAUCCUCAUGGCAGUCGGUGGGAUGAGGAGUGUAACACCUGCCAGUGUGUCAACGGGAAUGUUCACUGUUCCAAGGUGAGAUGUGGUCGUCGGCCCUGCAUCCUCCAGAAGGCUCUUCCACCGGCGGACACAAACCCUCAGUCCUGUCCUGGAGGUCACGAGUGUGUUGAGCAUCAGUUCCUAACCUGCUUCUCACCGCCCUGUCAUCAGUGGGGUGUGUGUUCAACACCAGACCCCCCCACGCCUCUGCAGACCCAGUGUGAGCCUAACAGUGGUUACCUAGACAACAACUGUGCUCACAUCACACUCAUCUUCAAAAAGGACAAAGUGCCACAGGGCACCACUGUAGAGAACAUCUGCUCGGAGCUACGGUACCUCCCUGUGACUCGGACAUUGGCCGAGGAGCGAGCACUGCUUAUUCUCUGUGACCUCUCCUACUCCUCUAGUGAUGCUGUGGAGGUUGCCAUGUCUUAUGAACAGGACGGACGGUCGAAGGACAGUGACUGUGGACAGAUCCAGAAUGCGGCUAGUGCCAUCACUGGUGCGCUGUCCAAACGCCACAACAGCAGCGUCAUUCUGGCCGUGGUGGAAGUCAAGGUGGAGAUGCAGGUGGAGUGCACUCCUGUUGGUUACCUGGUUCCUGUGCUGUGUGUUGUCUUCAGCCUUCUCUGGAUCUUCUGCAUUGUCGUUUGCAUUUGGUGGACCCGUAAGAGGAAGAAAGAGCGUGAGAGAGCAGCCCAAUCUGAGGAGACCACGGUCAACAACCAGCUGGAGCCUCUGCGGAGCAAUGCCAUCAAGGACAACCGCGACAAAGACAUUCAUUACGAAUGCAAGAAACUGAUGGGCCCCUCCGACAGGACGUGUGAUGGGGCUGAGGGUGAGGAAGAAGGAGAACGUGAGGGGGAUCAUGAGGAGGAUGAGGAGCGGGCACUUGGCAUGGGAGAUAAGUGUCCAGCUCAAAAGUGCUCUAUCGUGGGGGUGCAGGACAGGGGGCUGAUGGUUAAAGGAGUGGUGAUCUGCACAACGCGCAGCGGUCCAGUUAAGGGGCCACACCGGACAACGUACAGCCCCAAAGACAAUCGGUGUAAAAACCUCAACGCCACCAAGCUCAGCGAGGACGUUAAAGACCAGUAUGUGUGAACACCGGGAGGACAGACAGAGGCAAAUUCAAUGUCACCGAAUUUUUUGCAACAGUUGAAAGCACCAAAAUUGAAGAUUACAGAUGCUUUAAUUUUAUAAUUGUUGUUUGUUUGUCACACCUUAUUUAAAUUCUUUGUCUGCUGCACAGAGGCUUAUAUAUGGGUAGGCUUAUGUUACCCCCCACCCAAAAAAAAAAAAAAAAAAACUGAAAAAAAGCAUGGAAAGAUAACGCAGAAAAACAACAACGAUGGCAUGGAAAAAAAGAAUCACUCCAUCCACAGGAUUUCAGUUUAACCACCACACUGUUGAGUUUUUCGUUUAUCUCUUUUUUCUGUUUACAAACACUGUCGUGUUACUUCAUGAUUGAACACUUUGCUGUUUUCUUUGGAUCUUUGAGAUUUAAUCAAUCACUGGCUGGCAGCUGUUAACAUUAUUUCUACUGUCUGCCUUAGCCCAAACCUGCGGGCCUUUUCUACACUGUCUCGAAAUCUUAUUUUUUGUUUAAAAAAAGAAAAAUGAAAAAAGAAAAAAAAAGUUUUCUAUACAUUUAGUUUGGUCUUUUUUUAUGUUGGCGCGGAGAAUCCACUGUGUGAUGCCUGGCAUGAGAAUUUUUUUGUUUACAUUUAUAAAUACCUUUUCCAUUUUGUGUUAAGGCUUCAAGGUUCUUACUUCUUUGCUUUCAAUAUAAUUAUCGCCGCAGUUUGCAAGUCUACAUGGUCAUUCUUCAGUAUUUGCUUUUGUAAAAAAAAAAAAAAAAAGUGCCUUCAGCCCUUUUGUCCUCUUUUUUUCUC
This is a messenger RNA of Melanotaenia boesemani (Boeseman's rainbowfish), 4789 nucleotides long. RefSeq names its product protein jagged-2-like. NCBI's taxonomy places the organism in Eukaryota, Metazoa, Chordata, Actinopteri, Atheriniformes, Melanotaeniidae. Gene Ontology annotation, molecular function: Notch binding; calcium ion binding. Gene Ontology annotation, biological process: multicellular organism development; axon guidance; heterophilic cell-cell adhesion. The transcript is spliced from 26 exons. Gene Ontology annotation, cellular component: signaling receptor complex; plasma membrane; cell surface. The coding region runs from base 240 to 3998 and encodes 1252 amino acids. The record is from RefSeq and is a predicted model, not a curated record.